AUGGAAAAUAAGCCCCAAAUACUUCAAACUAAAUCGAAAAACACUCCGAACAAGGGAGGAAAAUUGUCUAUUAACGAUUUCGAAAUUGGACGACCUCUGGGAAAGGGUAAAUUUGGAAGCGUCUACCUCGCGAGAACGAAAACGGGUCAUUUCCACUGUGCCAUAAAAGUACUCUUCAAAUCACAACUGAUUUCUGGAGGAGUCGAACAUCAGCUGGAACGGGAAAUCGAAAUUCAGUCCCAUCUACAACAUCCGAAUAUCAUCCGGCUCUACAAUUAUUUCUGGGAUGCGAAAAAGAUUUACCUGAUUCUCGAAUACGCUCCAGGUGGUGAAAUGUACAAGCAACUCACCACACAGAAAAGGUUCACUGAAGCAAUGGCUGGAAAAUAUAUGUAUGAAAUUGCCGAUGCUCUGUCUUACUGUCAUAGAAAAAACGUCAUUCAUCGAGACAUCAAGCCUGAGAACUUAUUGAUUGGGGCACAAGGAGAACUGAAAAUAGGAGAUUUCGGAUGGAGUGUUCAUGCGCCUUCCAACAAGCGUCAAACAAUGUGUGGAACAAUGGACUACCUGCCACCAGAAAUGGUCAAUGGAAAUUCGCAUAGUGACGCCGUCGAUUUAUGGGCUAUCGGAGUGCUUUGCUACGAAUUCCUGGUGGGCAAACCGCCAUUUGAACACGAGAAUCAAGCCGAUACCUACUCUGCAAUCAAAGCUGGGAGAUUCACAUAUCCCGAUUUUGUGAAGAAAGGAGCAAGAGAUCUAAUUGGAAAACUUCUCGUUGUUGAUCCAAGGAGAAGAUGUUCACUUCAGGAGGUGAAAGACCACUACUGGGUCACAUCGAUGUUGGACAGCUGCCGACGAGCUGCUGAGAAACAGAAGGCUGAAAGAGCAGCAAGUCUUCGGGACCACUAG
Caenorhabditis briggsae is the source of this 909-nucleotide messenger RNA. RefSeq names its product Protein CBR-AIR-2 (gene Cbr-air-2). Gene Ontology annotation, biological process: mitotic spindle organization; regulation of cytokinesis; protein phosphorylation. Bases 1 to 909 code for a protein of 302 amino acids. The record is from RefSeq and is a predicted model, not a curated record. The transcript has 5 exons. Lineage: Eukaryota; Metazoa; Nematoda; Chromadorea; Rhabditida; Rhabditidae. Gene Ontology annotation, molecular function: ATP binding; protein kinase activity. Gene Ontology annotation, cellular component: spindle midzone; spindle pole centrosome; chromosome passenger complex.